This is a messenger RNA of Melampsora larici-populina 98AG31, 1414 nucleotides long. RefSeq lists its product as uncharacterized. The record is from RefSeq and is a predicted model, not a curated record. The annotation marks the transcript as partial. Gene Ontology annotation, biological process: proteolysis. Gene Ontology annotation, molecular function: metalloaminopeptidase activity. The transcript has 12 exons. Lineage: Eukaryota; Fungi; Basidiomycota; Pucciniomycetes; Pucciniales; Melampsoraceae.
AAAUGUCCGAAUCAGCUCCUCGCCCAUGUUCUACCCCCGGUUGUGCCAAAGUUGCCUCUUCCCUAGAGUGUCCUAAAUGCAAGCAAGAUGUGAACCAACCUUCAAGAUUCUUCUGCUCACAGGAAUGUUUCAAGAAAGUUUGGCCGGCUCAUAAAUCAACCUAUCAUUCCAACAUUCCUGCCCCAAAGGUGGAUGAAAGUUAUACUGGUCCUCCUAAUACUUACGAUCCAUUUGACGAGAGCAAUCUAGAAAGCUUUCAUUUGCGGAAUCGUACUAGACGUUCAUCCAGAGAAAAGGGUCCUUAUGUCUACACUGGUUCGCUCAGAGCUUGUUAUCCGAUCGAGAAUCUUCCCAGACGAUCUGUCCCAGAUCACAUCGUUUUACCCGAUUAUGCCGGAGAUUUACAAACUGGUUCUUCUCCGUCUGAGCAGGCCGUGUCUGGUCAUAGGCUCGGAAAACCACUGAAACCCGAAGAAAUUGAAGGGAUGAGAAAAGUCUGUAAAUUGGCUCGUGAAGUUCUGGAUCUCGCAGCUUCUCACGUUAAACCUGGCAUCACGACCUUGGAGUUGGACAAGAUUGUUCAUGACGCUUGUAUAGAGCGAGACUCGUAUCCUUCUCCACUUGGAUAUGUGAUGUUCCCACGUAGUGUGUGUACCAGUGUGAAUGAAGUCAUAUGUCACGGAAUUCCUGACGCUCGCCCUCUCCAAGAAGGCGAUAUCGUGAACUUGGACGUAACACUGUAUCAUCAAGGCUUCCACGGCGAUCUCAACGCUACAUAUCCAGUAGGAAAGAUUUCUCCUGAGGCAGAAGCUCUUAUCAAAAAUACUAGAAGAUGUUUAGAUCGAGCAAUUGCGAUUUGUAAACCCGGUACACUUUUUAGAGAGAUCGGAAAUGUGAUUGAACCGAUGGCCAAAAAGGUCGGACUUAACGUCAAUAAACGUUACUGUGGACAUGGGAUCAACCAACUUUUCCAUUGUGCUCCAAAUAUACCUCAUUACGCUCGCUCGAAGACAAUUGGUGAGAUGAAGCCCGGGAUGGUUUUCACAAUUGAGCCCAUGAUCAAUGAAGGUGUAUCAGAUGAGGAUCAUUGGCCAGAUAAUUGGACAGCUGUAACACGGGAUGGGAAACGGUCUGCUCAAUUUGAGGAAACGCUACUCAUAACAACAACUGGAGUGGAAGUCCUGACUGCCCAGCCAGGUUGGAAACUGCCAUCAGAGUUUGAAUCAAUUGCAGCAGGAACCGUAUGUGGAGCUGAUUGAUGGCGGUAUAUAAUGUUGGUCCUCGUUAGAAAGUCUAUGAUAUCGAGUCGGCUACCCACAGGUCCCGUCUUUUCACACAUUGUUGUGAAGCUACAUACUGGACUGUCAUCAAUCUGUAUGCCUGCUGAGUUUGUAAUCAAUCUGUGUUUGGUAAA